Boleophthalmus pectinirostris (great blue-spotted mudskipper) is the source of this 6869-nucleotide messenger RNA. It is a transcript of the gene prdm2b, whose product is annotated as PR domain containing 2, with ZNF domain b. Gene Ontology annotation, biological process: regulation of transcription by RNA polymerase II. Gene Ontology annotation, molecular function: DNA-binding transcription factor activity, RNA polymerase II-specific; histone methyltransferase activity; protein binding. Lineage: Eukaryota; Metazoa; Chordata; Actinopteri; Gobiiformes; Gobiidae. The transcript has 8 exons. The coding region runs from base 161 to 5110 and encodes 1649 amino acids. Gene Ontology annotation, cellular component: nucleus. The record is from RefSeq and is a predicted model, not a curated record.
CCCAGCACCUACUCCACACUAUACGAGCCGGAUGAGUUACUGAAAGCCCUAGUACGACUCCUCCUGGCUGCCUCCAUCCGCCAUUUUCAGCAUUCAAGGCAGGUAGAGUGCCAAAAAUUACCCCAGCCCCGCGGACAAAUUAACAGUUGCCUUUUUGUGAAUGGAUCAGAGUGGAGGCACAGUGGAGACUUUAGAUGAAGUCCCACCUCAUAUGUGGGCGGGGUUACCGGGCUAUCUGAGUUUGGGACAUUCAGCUGUCAACCAAAACCGCAUAGGGGUCUGGACCACUCGGCUCAUCCCCAAAGACAGAAGGUUUGGUCCGUUUGUGGGAGAGAAGAAGAAAAGGUCCCAAGUGACCAGUAAUGUUUACAUGUGGGAGGUGUACUUUCCGAGUCGUGGCUGGAUGUGUGUUGAUGCCACCGAUCCUCUGAAGGGAAACUGGCUGCGCUAUGUGAACUGGGCACGCUCCAGAGAAGAGCAGAAUCUGUUCCCUGUGGAAAUCAACAGGGCCAUAUACUACAAGGCUCUGAGGCCUAUAGGGCCAGGCGAGGAGCUGCUGGUGUGGUACAGUGUGCAAGACAACCCCGAGGUAACAGCUGCAAUAGAGGAAGAAAGAGCCAACAGGAAAAAUUCACCCAGAGCGAAGCGAGCCAGAAGAAAGCUACUUGAGAGAGCCAGCCCGGCUGGUUUGGGUGGAUUCAACAAAACGAGCACAACUGAGCCUAGUGCAAAGGAGAUGUGGGAUGGGGAUGAAGGUGUCAAUGAGGAGGAUCAGAGGCCCUCUAUAGAAAUACAGGAAGCUAAUGAAAUUGCAAGCAUGAACUACGGGGAAGUGGAGAGAGUCAUGUCUGACAGAGGAAAUGGACGGGAGGAGGAGGAAGAACAAAUGGAGGAAGAUGGUGAUGAAUUAGAGGAAGACGUCCAACAGAAAGAUGCUCAGUAUUCAUUUGUGCAGGAGCAGCCUCGCCAGUCCGUGACCAGCGCUGACACCAAUAAAGAAAGCCAUUCGUUUAACACUGAGUCAACUCAUUCAGGGCACAACGCAGACAUAGAUCCUGAUUAUGACCCUGACCUUGAGGGGGACCCCCAGGGCUCGUAUCCCUGUCAUCAAUGUGAACGCCAUUUUUCUACCAAGCAAGGACUGGAGAGGCACCUACACAUCCACGCCACCUCCAACCAGCCCCCUCAAGUGUUCAAGUGUAGGUACUGCAGCAAAGCGUUUAGCUCACAGGUAGGACGGCGAAGACAUGAGAGGAGACAUGAAAACGGGUUUAAGAAAAAAACUGGGUCCUUGGCUGGAACUCCAAAUCUAUUAAGCAAUGUAGCACAAACAAAUGCAUCAAGUUCUGAUUUUACAAACUUGACUAGUCACUACACAGCCAUAGGGACACAACUCACAGGGGCUGUUGUGCACAACAUGGACAUGCAGAAAAAAGAGGUAAUUGUGGAUCGGCCAUUUGUUAUGGAUGAAAACGGGGAGUCAAAAGAACUGCAUCCAUGCAAAUAUUGUAACAAAGCAUUUGGCACACACACCAAUAUGCGAAGACACCAACGCAGAAUACACGAACGGCAUUUAUUACCAAAAGGGGUGCGAAGGAAAGGAAUGCUACUUCAGGAGGCACAGCAACUCCCUGAUGAGUCACCCAGCGCUAGUCCACCUCCGGUUUAUUUGCCCAGUGCCGAUACAGAGGAUGAGACUGACAGGGAUGACUAUGCUGUUGAUAUUUCCAAAAACAUAUCUGAUAAUUUGAACUACUACAUUGAUGGUAAAAUAGUCUCAACCAAUGCAGCGAGUGGUUGUGAUGUGAUUGAAGUGGAUUCUAGAUCUGCUGCUCUUUUUGGUCUUGACACUGUUAUAAUCAGUCCAAGUCAGCUUACUCCGACACUAAAGGUAGAGCCUAGAAUGAGCACAACAAAGCAAGUUUCUAAUCUUGGUCAAAGUACAGGAAAAAGGAGGACUUCUACACCUCCUCUUGUCCCAAAUCUAAAAGUAGAGACAGAAACUCAAUCAUUAACAGUUUGUCCGCCAUCUUCUUCAUCUUCGUCUUCCUCAUCUAGCUUGUUAGUCGGAGGGCUGUUCCAACAGGACACAUCCUCCUUUCAGCGCGAAAAAACUGUCUACCUUUCCCCUAAACUAAAACAACUACUUCAAACACAGGACAUGCAAAAGUCCACCAUCGCCGUCUUAACUGAAAGCCAUAGACUAACCUCAGUCACACCCAUUCAGGGGACUUCAGGUAGGUUUAAAAGACGAACCGCUUCUCCCCCUGCAUCUCCACAGCUAAGCCCUCCUGGCAAAGUUGAAAAAUCAGAAGUAUUUAGUCCGUAUUUGCUAAAGGUGCCAAAGUUAGAAAGCCAGAGCGUGUCACUAGUACCUUGCAGUAUGAAUGAUAAAAAAGAUGGAGAGCCCCUUGAAAAUACCACUCAAGAGCAUUCCUCAUCUAAUAGUGGUGGUAAUACCUGCAAUCAACAGCCAUUAGACCUGUCAAAUUCAUACACUCGAAAAAGUGAUAGCGGUAUUAAAGUUCUUGGAGAUGGUGCUCUAGAUUUAAGUUGUCAUCGCAAAAACAGCAUCGAACCUGAAUUAAAGGGAAGCCCGGGUCCUCAACCGCUAGUAAAAAAGCGAAAACCAAACACCAGCAUGCUAGAAAAAGUGCUCAUGAACGAAUACGUAGGUCUUCCAUUGCCCGGAGAGGAGAGCCCAUCUGCCUUAGCCAAUGUAAUCCCUUCUCGCUCUCCAAAUGUAACAUCGGACAGUGGCAACCCCUCGCCGCCAUCUUUGACCCCGGUAACGCUGAAUCCAUCUUCUCCCAUGGGUGAUGGUGUGACAUCACCAACCCCGCCCCCACCUGUCCUGCCUACAAUCCCCUCCCCGCCUCCCAUGCCUAGCUCGCCCCUCUCGCAGCCUUCAGAGUUGACGGAAUUGAGACCACUCCCCGUGCUCUCUCCAAAAAUGUCCCCAAGAUCUGAACAAAAUGACACAGAUGCUGUCACGUCAGAGGAGAAAGAAAAGAGCAAAGAAGACACUAAGAGACCAGAAAUUGAAAAUGGCCUCCAAGAAGAAGCAUUAAAAAGUUCUCCCAGCUCACCAAAUCUUUCCGUAGAUCAUGAACCCACCUCACAAGAUGCAUCUGCUGCUGUUGAAACUACAACCAGUUUGCUAAAUGGAAAAAUAGAAAGCAAUACGGAAACUGUAGAAGAGAAAUCUCCAAGUUUGGAUAAUGCAGAUUCAUCGCCUAAAGAAUCUACCACGUCCUCUCCUGCUCCUGCCUCCCCCAAAUCUCCCUCUCCAAAGUUAAAGAUUUCCGAUCACAUCCAAAUUAAAGAAGAGGCACAAAAUGGUGUGGAUGAGAAUCCAGUUCCAAACCAUGUGCCCGAGGAUAAAGUCGAUGCUAAUGAUGACUCCGAUAAAACUGCUGAGGGGGAAAAUGACUUGGAUUACUGUAAGACUUUUGUGUGCAAUGUUUGUGAAGAACCGUUCGACUCGAUUAAAGAGCUUUCAGGACACAUCGCUGUACACGCAGAGGAGUGGCCAUUCAAAUGUGAGUUUUGUGUUCAGCUUUUCACAGAUGGCCCGGGACUUCUUGAGCACCGAUCCACGCUACACGGGGUCGGUACCAUUUAUGUCUGCUCUGUUUGUUCGAAGGAGUUUGCGUUUCUUUGCAAUCUCGAGCAGCAUCAGCAGGAUCUCCAUCCCCAAAUGACAUGCACACACACUACUGUAGAAAGUGGUAAGCUCCGACCACAGAACUACACCGAUCCAACCAGAGCCAAAGACGAGAGCAGCCCUUCCACACCAGCAAAAGAACAGGCAGAAGAAGUUCCUAUAAAUAAUGAGUCAGAGAAAGAGGAGACUGAUAUGAACGGGAAUCACACACAAAAAGAGGGGGAGGACCCCAACGAAGAGCUGUACACUACAAUAAAGAUCAUGGCUUCGGAGGGAGGGAAGCCUAAAGGGCCUGAUGUCCGAUUGGGCAUUAACCAGCACUACCCCAGUUUCAAACCUCCACCAUUCCCCUAUCACAGCCGCAGUCACGCCUCUGUAGCUUCAGCCACAAACUUUACCACUCACAACAUCCCCCAGACCUUCAGCACUGCCAUCCGCUGCACCAAAUGUGGUAACAGCUUUGACAACAUGCCCGAGCUGCACCAACACAUACUGGCCUGUGCUAAUGCUAGUGACAAGAAGCGAUACACUCCCAAGAAGAAUCCAAUACCCCUCAAGCAGAUUGUCAAGUCUCCAAAUGGAGUGGUGUCGCCCACAGCCGCUGGAGCAGGGCAGGGGGCAUUCAGGAGGAUGGGCCAGCCAAAAAGACUCAACUUCAACGUAGAAACUGGUAAAAUGAAAAUGAAUGCUCUGAGUAAGAAGAAGAACCAGCUGGUCCAAAAGGCCAUAUCACAGAAAAAUAAAUCUGCCACAAACUCAAAGACCUCUCCUGUGAAAACUGAGGAAGAGCAGGACUCUCCCAGUGCCAACAUCUGCCCUCACUGCAGUCGCGAGUUCACAUAUGCUGCUAGCCUCUCCAAGCACUGUGUGAACUGCCCCAUGAAGCCUGCGGGCAAGAAGGGCAAGAAGACAGCAGCUGAGGUGAAGAAGGAGCCGACCCCCGCGACUGACAAGAGCAUGAGCUUGAGGAAGAAGAAUGCAGACCCAGAGCCAGCUCAGACUGAGGCCGAGACCAAACCGCUGGGUAAGACCAGGGCACGCAGCUCCGGAGCAGCUGAACCAGAGCCCACCCCGACUAUCAAAGCCAAAGGAGGACCAGGAAGACCCAAGAGACCCGCCUCCUUCCCAGAGUCUAAAUCACCCCCCACAAAGAAGGCAAAGAAAGGCUCACCUCAGUCUGCCCCCGUUGCACCCGCCGACACCCCUUCCGAUCCCGCACCGAAACCUGCCUCCAAGACUCAGCCCAAAGGCAAAGAGGCACCGCCCAAGAAACCAGCCGAGUCCAAGUCCCCUUCAGUGAAAAAGGAACGUUUCUCCCUCCGAAGCCGAACAGGAGGUCCCAUCACCCGUAGCUCUCAGGCCACAGCCGCGUCUGCCCCGGGACAGGCCGAGGAACAAGCCAGCGAGGAGUCUAAAGACACUCAGGAGGUGCCAGUGAAAUGAGAGCCAUACGGAUGCAUUCUUCUGGAGUUUGGUGCUUCUUCUCUGUCAAAGCUCUGGACUGACCCUGACAGCACAGAGGGGGGCAGCUGUGGCCUCAUUCACUUGAAGCAAAGUGAAGUUGAACUCUACUGCCUUGCUGGAUUUAAGGGAGGGAUCGCUCUGCAUCUUCCAGUUAUCUCCUGAAUCGAACUGAGCCUUGUUUUUAUAGCCAGCCUGCAAAAAAUUGAAAAAUUACGUGUAAAUGACAAUGGAUUCUUAAUAUAUACAAUUUGUGUCAUUACUGGACCCAAAACAGUAAUACUAGGGCUCUGUUAUGUUUGAAAGCUGAUCUAUUGCAAAUGGCAAUCAUGUAUUAUUUAGAAUUAGGGAAUCCUGUAUUCUGUAUUUUCCUAUUUGAUUGUUUAGAUUCUCCGAUAUUUCCGGAUAUGUCUCUUAAAAAUGCAUGUGCGAAGUAGACUGUACACUAGAUCAAGCGUUUUUUUGUGUUUUUUUUCUAUGUCUUCUUCUCGACACUUCAGUUUGUACAAUUAUUUACAGUAUAAAUAAUAAUGUUCUGAUUUAAUUUUCUGUAGUUAUUUUAUUGUAGAUGAUGAUAUUGAAUUUUGUUUGGCAAACAAACUUGUAAAUGGCAGUAAUUUACUGCAAUAAUUGGUCCUCAGGAACACUGUACAUUAGUGCGAGGGUGAAUGAUGUGGGUGCUGUGUGCUCCUUUAGUUUAUACAGGUCGUCUCUAGCUCUGACUCACACAUCGUAGUUUGACAGCUGUUUCAGUUGUAGAAUAAUGGGAAGUAUUCUUCCCAUUAGUGGAGUUUGUCUCGACAACAAUUUAAAAGUCCCUCACCUUGCCCUGUGUUUUACAGCACUUUAAACCAAUCUGCCAAAAUGUGUCGCCCGAUCUUUUUAAUUGGCUUCAUUAAACAAAAGAGGAAUGUAUCCUGGUCUGUGGUUAGCAGACUCUGUACUUUGCACCAAUUUGUGCAAAUUAUCCCAAACAACUCCUUAUGCCUUCUGACAACAUGUAAUAGUUGUCAACUCCAUGAGAUGCGGAAGAACCUAGCCUGGUCACUCAAUCGGGUUUUUAGUAUUGCGCACAAACAAUUUGUUUUGCCCACUUGCGGUGGAGCAAUUUAACGCGACCCUUAAGUCUUAAUAAGGCCUGCUAAACCAGUGCAACUUGCAAAACAUGCAACCCACUACAGACACUAAGCAUUAAAAUGGAACUCUAUUGUGGUUAAGUGGUGGAGAGUUUCAACUGUGAAGACCUCUAAAUUGGACAUGUUUCCAAAUCAUAAAAAGUACGACCAGUCAGGCAAGAAAAUAUAAUUUGCCAAUUGCCAAUUAUUGCGAAAUGCGGCAGUAACACCUUGAAGGAAGCAGUAUUUGUUUGACUAUUUUACAAUUACAGUAAUAUAUUUUUGAGUCAAACUGUUUUUCCUAUCCAUACCCUUUUGUCUGACACUAACCUGUUGCAUGGAAAGUCCACAGAACAUUUGUGUAAUCCCAGCAGAGACUCCUAAGCUUUUCAGAAUCAAAAUGUAUCAAAGAUGAACAAGACAAAUUCUCAAUGACCUCAAGGGAGAUGUGGCUGUAAUUGACAUAAUAAAACUUUUUUCAGAUUGUGUAAACCUGUGAGCAAUUUGAUUUGUGAUUUGAUACAUUCUUAUUUUAUUGAAAUCAUGGUAUUUUGAGAUGUAAUUUUGACCAAGGCUCUGUUUAUUUGAUUGCAGACAUUUAUAAUAAAUAACCCUAUAGUAAUGUA